Molecule: messenger RNA, 1431 nt
Organism: Metarhizium album ARSEF 1941
Lineage: Eukaryota; Fungi; Ascomycota; Sordariomycetes; Hypocreales; Clavicipitaceae
Product: CRAL/TRIO domain protein
Exons: 2
Coding region: 1-1431 (476 amino acids)
Source: RefSeq, a predicted model, not a curated record
AUGGACACGGUGGCGUCCCCCGUCGCUGACGGCCACGUCGGCAACCUGACAGCCGAGCAGGAGACCAAGCUCCGCGAGCUCUGGCAGACCGUCUUCAGGCUCUACGACGUUCUCCAGGAGCACAGCCAGAAACGGGCCGCCGCCCCGGCGCCGCCCCCCGUGGAUUCGCCUAAAAAGUCUCGCCUCGGGCUGUUUGGGGGGUGGAAGGCGGCCGAGGCGCCGGCCAGCCCGGCGCUCCCCGAGGAGGCGCUCAAGCUCAUCGCCUGCGACGAGGAGGACAAGUUUGGCCUGGUCAAGCAGUUCCAGCAAGUCAUCGCGACGCAGACGCCCGAGUCGCUCCGGGCCAUGGUCCUCGGGUCGCUCAAGCACGAGCACCCCGACGCCCUGGCGCUGCGGUUCCUGCGGGCGCGCAAGUGGGACGUCAACCGCGCCCUGGUCAUGAUGUUCUCGGCCAUGAACUGGAGGUACAGCGAGGCCAAGGUCGACGCCGACAUCCUGGCCAACGGCGAGGAGGUGCUCGUCGGCGACGAGGAGACGGGCGCCGUCAAGCCCAAGGCCCUGGCGCGCGACUUUAUGAGGCAGAUCCGCACCGGCAAGAGCUUCAUCCACGGCACCGACCGGGCGGACCGGCCCAUCAGCUACGUGCGGGUGCGGCUGCACCGGGCGUCGGACCAGUCGGUCGAGAGCCUCGAGCGCUACACGACCUACCUCAUCGAGACGGCGCGCCUCGCGCUGGCGCCCCCGGUCGAGACGGCCACGCUGGUGUUUGACCUGACGGGCUUUACCCUGGCCAACAUGGACUACGUUCCCGUCAAGUUCAUCAUCAAGUGCUUCGAGGCAAACUACCCCGAGUCGCUCGGCGCCAUUCUCAUCCACAACUCCCCCUGGGUCUUCAAGGGCAUCUGGAAAGUCAUCUCCGCGUGGCUCGACCCCGUCGUCGCCGGCAAGGUGCACUUCACCUACGGCCGCAAGGACCUGGAAACCUUCAUCCACCCGUCGCAGAUCAUCAAGGAGCUCGGGGGCGACGAGGACUGGGAAUACAUGUACGAGGAGCCGGUGCCGGGCGAGAACGAGGCCAUGAAGGACACGGCGGCGCGCGACGCGCUCCAAAAGACCCGCGAGGACAUUGCGCGCGACUUUGAGGCGACGACGAAGCAGUGGAUCGAGCAUCCGGCCGGCCCCGAGGCGGCCGAGCUCAUGGCCAAGAGGGACAAGAUUGCCGCGCAGCUCCGCGACAACUUCUGGAAGCUCGACAAGUACGUGCGGUGCCGGUCGCUGUACGACCGCCAGGGCAACAUCCGCCCGGGCCAAAACGCCGUCUGGUACCCCGAGGCCGCCGAGAAGAACGCCAUGGGCGGCGCCGUCCCCAACGGCACCAUUGAGCAGAUCGAAAACGCCCCCUUCAAGGUCGCCGCCGAGGUUGCGGCCUAG